CAGAGAAGAAAAGAAGCAUGUGCAGUCUGCAGUAGAGAAAGAGAGAAACAGCAGAGGAGUGAUGAUGGAGAGAUAAGUGCUGGACAAUGACCUACAUAACUGCUGUUUGGAAACUUUACAGUGAAGAUUCAGCAGCCUGUCAGAACUUACAUGUUUACUAGCAAGAAUCUGAACAGCAAAGAGAAGAUGGACCUAAAUGGCUGCAUCUUACUGAACAAGUAGCAUCUUGGAAACAUACACUCCUGAAUACACAGUCCAUUUAGUACACACUCUGGGAUGGAGAGGAACUUACAGAUUCCUUGGCAGGAGGACUGCUAUAUGGAUCUCAAAUCCACGUCUCCAAAAUCAGAAACUCGGAAGAAGAUGGAGGAUGGGGGAUGGCUGCACAAGCACCAGAAAUCGCUACAGCGUUUUGUCUCUGCCUCUGUGUUGGUGGACGUGGUCAACCACAUGAGGAAGUCAGAGCAGCUGAGCGUAGAGGGUGCGAGUGCUAUUCAGGGCAGGGGGUGUUUGGAGGAUAAAGUGCACACGCUGGUGGAGUUUCUGCGCCUUAGCGAUCCACAGGGCUCAGUCCUCCAGACGUACCUGCAGAAUUCACACCCUGAGGAGUACAGCCUCAUCACUCUGCAUGAUUCUGUUGUUCAACAACACAAAGAUGCCCUCUUCCAGCGACUCAGAGAAAACAGUGAAGGUUUUAACAGCUCUGAUUCAUCUCUGUUACUGGUUGAUGGUGUAUCUGACUUGCAGCAGAGAGAGCACGAUCUUGUCCAAGUAUCAGUCAACAGAGGAAUGGGACCAUUGCAUGGCCGUUUACUGGGGCUGGAGAGGCUGCUUGCUCCCCUGACGAGGGUCAGCACCGCCCCUCGGGUAAUGCUGACAGUGGGCGUGGCUGGCAGCGGGAAGAGCCGACUGGUCCGCCAGUUUGUCCAUCAGUGGAGCUCCGGAAAGAUAUACCCAGAUUUGAGCUUGGUGAUUCCUGUUGCAUGCUGGGAAUUGAGCAAUUUGGAUCGGCUGUCAGUUGAGAGAAUGCUUCGGUUGGUCGUGCCGUACGAUAACGUGGAUGUGAUUUUGAACAGCAGUGACUGUAAAGUGCUGCUGAUCUUUGAUGGGUUGGAAGAGUUCCGUACCCCUCUGGACUUCUCGGAGGCUCCGGCAAAUUCUGACCCUCGCAGAGAGCUUCCAGUGUCAGACCUCAUCACCAACAUAGUCAGAGGCAAUCUGUUACCAGGAGUCAUGCUCUGGCUUCUGUCAAGACCUGGCGUGGGAUCAAAAGUACCUGCAGGACUGGUGGAUCGUGUGACAGAAGUCCCCCCUUUUUCACCCACAGACAUCCAGGAUUACCUCACGAACCCCCCAAGACACUUGCAGGAAAACUCUCACACACCUUCUCAGGAAUCCACGCCACGUUCUCGUGAUGCAAGGGAGGAGGACCCUUCGCACAAGGUGUGGGAUCACCUGAGUUUGCAGAAGCCUUUGCGUAUCCUGUGCUCUGUGCCUGGCAUCUGUCGCAUUGUCACAAGGACACUGUCCCGCCUUGUAGGCUCAGAGUCCGAGGAUUUGCUUCUUCCACGAACCUUGACGGAGAUAUACACUCACUAUUGUUGGCCACACCUUUCCUCUUCAGACCCUUCCACUGGAAGCAUCCGGAAAUCACUAACUUCCCUGGGACGCCUGGCCUUCUACAGCCUCCUACGACGGCGUCACACAUUCUGCGAAGCUGAGUUACGGACUUACGGUGUCGAUGUGCCGCCACCACGAGGAACUUUGGGACACAGAGUCCUCAAGCGUGAGCAGAGUUGGUCAUCAGAAAGCAUCUCAUGGCGCUUCUUGCAUACGUCUGUGCAGGAGUUUCUUGGUGCGGUUUUCUACUACAUGUCCUCUCGGCGGGGGAUGUUUGAUUUGUUCUCUGAAAGCGGAGUCUCUUGGCCGCGCAUCGGCUUCCACAGCCAUUACCGUGCCGCCCUUCAGAAAAGCAGCACUGCCACCAGUGGUAACCUGGACCUUUUCAUGUGCUUCCUAUCUGGAGUGUUGUCCUCGGCAACAGGAGCCCUACUGGGCAGUGCUUUGGGCGUAGGCCGGGAGGAGCAAGCGAACCAGCGCACCAUGGCCAUGACCCUGCUUCAGAACACGGUGGCAGGGUCAGGGAGCGAGCCGGUUAGUAUGCGCAGUGUUUCCACAGUGGCCUGUCUGGCAGAGCUUCAGCAGGGGGAGUGGCUUCGGUCUGUGGAGGAGGACCUGAUUGGCUGUAGGUUGCGGGGAAAGUUGAAGGGAGGGGUUUGUGCAGUGCUGGCGUACCUGCUGCAGGUGUCGGACGCCUGUGCCGAAGAGACGCACCUCUCAAACUGCUUAGACUCUGCCUCCCUCAAGAGACUUCUUCCACAGCUUCUGUACUGCAGCAAGUUACGCAUGGAAAACAACGGAUUUAAGGAUGAUGCAAUGGAGCUUCUGGGGAGCUUGCUGAGUGCCAAAGACUGUCACAUUCAGUUCUUAAGUUUGGCAGACAGCUCCAUUAGCAGUAAAGGGAUCAAACCACUGAGUCGAGCCCUUCUGGUCAAUCGAACACUCACUAUACUGGAUCUUCAUGGCAACAACAUCGGCACCAAAGGAGCAAAGACACUGGCCGAGGCUCUGAGAAUGAACCAGAUCAUUGUGUCGAUUAAUCUUCAGAGUAACAGUAUUGAGGAUGAGGGAGCUCGAGCUCUGGCAGAGGUGCUGCAGUCCAACCGGAAACUCACCUCACUGAAUGUUCAAAAGAACGGUAUCGGCCCAGACGGAGUGAAGAGAAUUGCAGAGUCCCUAAAAAAGAACCAGAUUCUACAAGACCUCAAUGUAUCAAGCAAUCACUUGGGAGACCUUGGCACAGUGGCUUUGGCACAAGCUCUUGUGGUCAACCAUACACUCUGCACUCUCAGUCUCCAGAGUAACUCCGUCAGUGACAAGGGCAUGAAGGCUCUCACUCUGGCCCUGCGCUCCAACAGAGGCCUGACCACACUGAACUUAAGGGAGAACUCUAUAGGAGUUGAAGGUGCCAAGGCCAUCGCUCGAGCUUUACAGGAGAACAGCACACUCAGAGAACUGGAUCUCACUGCUAAUCUUCUCCAUGACGAAGGAGUGACGGCCAUCGCUGGGUCAGUAAAAGUCAACCGAGCCCUCAGAUCCUUACAUCUCCAGUGGAACUUUAUGAAGAUUGGUGCUGCUAAAGCUCUGGCUCAGUCUCUCCACAGCAACUCAAGUAUCCAGCUCCUGGAUUUGCAGGAAAAUACUCUGGGUGAUGAAGGCGUUGUUGCUUUGGCUAGUGCUCUAAAGGCAAACUCGUCUCUUGCAGUGCUCUAUCUUCAGGGUGUAUCAGCCGGUAAGGCCGGGGCUGAGGCUUUGGCUGAAGCACUAAUGGUCAACCAGACUCUCUGCACACUGGAUCUGCGUGGCAACUCCAUUGGAAUGGGCGGGGCCAAAGCUCUCUCCAGUGCUCUGAAAACCAACAGGAGCUUGAGAAGUUUAAAUCUUCAGGAGAACUCUUUAGGGAUGGAUGGAGCUAUCUUCAUCGCCACAGCGCUACGAGGAAACCACCAACUCACCUACAUUAAUCUCCAGGGUAACGGAAUUGGCGAGUCCGGGGCAAAGGUCGUCUCAGAUGCUAUAAGAACAGACGCAGCGGAGUGUGUGGUGGACAUCUAACACACCCAAUUAUAUAUAUUUCACAUAAUUUAUUCAUUUCAAAAAUCCAUGUCAGUUAAGCUCAUCUUAUUGUGUGUGUAUAUAUUAUAUACUGUAUUUUUAUUAAAAGAUUAACAUAUCA
Astyanax mexicanus (Mexican tetra) is the source of this 3796-nucleotide messenger RNA. It is a transcript of the gene nlrc3, whose product is annotated as NLR family, CARD domain containing 3. The record is from RefSeq and is a predicted model, not a curated record. Gene Ontology annotation, cellular component: cytosol. Gene Ontology annotation, biological process: negative regulation of canonical NF-kappaB signal transduction. The transcript has 19 exons. NCBI's taxonomy places the organism in Eukaryota, Metazoa, Chordata, Actinopteri, Characiformes, Acestrorhamphidae. Bases 277 to 3675 code for a protein of 1132 amino acids. Gene Ontology annotation, molecular function: protein binding.